UAUAAAUUGAGGAUCAGCAGGUAAUCUUCGCACAUGAGAAGCUGUUAGCUGAGUGUGUAAACUGAUAGCUUAUUCUAUAUUUCAUGAACAUGUCAUGGAGGAAACAUAUCUGGCAAAUGUUGAAGGCAUUAAAAAGACAAUUCUCCAUGGAGGAACUGGCGAGCUACCAAAAUUUCUCACAGGAUCCAAAGUGACAUUUCAUUUUCGGGCUAUAAAAUGUGACGGAGACCGAACAGUGAUCGAUGACAGUAAGCAAGUCGGUAGACCAAUGGAAAUAAUUUUUGGCAAUAUGUUUAAACUGGAAGUUUGGGAAAUUUUGCUAUCAUCUAUGCGGAUUGGAGAGGUUGCUGAAUUCUGGUGUGAUGUCAUUCACACUGGUCUGUAUCCAACUGUAGCAAAGAGUCUGCGUAUGAUUGUAGAAGGGAAGGACCCGACAGACUGGCAUGUUCAUACCUGCGGCCUUGCCAAUAUGUUUGCCUAUCACAGCCUGGGAUAUGAUGAUCUGGAUGAAUUGCAGAAAGAACCUCAGCCACUUAUCUUUGUAAUGGAGCUGUUAAAGAUUGAGUCUCCAAGCUCUUACAAACGAGAAACAUGGGCCAUGAACGAUGACGAGAAACUUAAAGCAGUACCACUUCUCCAUGGAACGGGAAACAGACUGUAUAAACUCGGCAGGUAUCAGGAUGCUUUGGCAAAGUAUCGCGAGGCAGUCAUCUGCUUAAAGAACCUCCAAGUAAAGCAAAAGCCCUGGGAAAUUGAAUGGCUCAAACUGGAGAAGAUGAUAGUCACAUUAGUUCUCAAUUACUGCCAAUGCCUUUUGAAAAUGGAAGAAUACUAUGAAGUGUUGGAGCAAACAACAGAUAUCCUCAACAAUCAUCCAGGUAACAUAAAAGCCUACUUUCUAAGGGGAAAAGCUCACGCAGAGGUAUGGAACAAAGCAGAGGCCACAGCAGACUUUGAAAAGGUUUUAGAAUAUGACAGUGGAAUGACCAAAGCAGUGAGAAAAGAACUACAGAUCCUUGACUCCAGAAUGAGAGAUAAGGAGGAAGAAGAGAAGCUGCAAUUUAAGCGAAUGUUUCACAAAUGAAUUUGGUGUAUCCGUAAGCAACAAAUGAUUAUAAUGUAAUCAAUAAGAUAUCACAGAUAGUAGUUUACGUGUUUUUGGGGUAGAUUUUCCUCAAUGGGCACUGCUUUGUCUUGUGUAAGAUAAUUUUAAAACAUGGUGAGCUAACGUAAAUGUAACAGUAAAGUUUGUAUGCAGUAAAUUGAAAGAAAUUACAGAGCAAAGUGUAACUGAUAAGAACUAUAGCAGACAAGAAUGUCUGGGUUACUUUACGCACAUGGCAAGGGAUCACCACAAUGGUUUGUGUAAAUUGCUCCAUAAGGUCCUUCAAAUCAGACUUCAGUCUUUGAGAAAGUAAAUAGAAUCUGCAGUACAUUAAUGUUAUUCAGAAAACUCCAUCUGAUAACUAUGUGAAAAGCAUUCAUCCACAUGUCUCCAUUGCAUUUAAUGGGUUUUUUAAUUUGACAUCUUGCUAUGAAACAUAAAAGCAUAGAAAAUAGAAGCAGGAGUAGGGCAUUCGGCCCCUUAAGCCUGCUCUGCCAUUCAUUAUGAUCAUAGCUGAUCAUCCAACUCAAUAGCCUGUUCCUGCUUUGUCUCCCAUAUCCUUUGAUCCCUUCAACUCCAAAUGCUAUAUCCAACUCCUUCUUGAAAUCAUACAAUGUUGUGGCUUUGCACUGCUUUCCAUUGGCUCACCACUCUCUAGGUCAAGAAAUUUCUCCUCAUCUCAUUCCCAAAUGGUUAUCCGGUAUCCUUUGAAUGUGACCACUGGCUGCGUGCAUUCCUGCCAGUGAGCACAUUCUUCCUGCAUUUACCCUCUCCAGUCUUUUUCGCAUUUUAUAGCUUUCUAUGAGAUCACCCCCUUAUUCUUCUGAACUCCAGUGAAUAAAAUCUUAACCCAUCCAACUACAUCAGUCCUGCUAUUAAAAGCAUCAAUGUGGUAAACCUUACAUCAUUUCCACUAUAAACAGAACAUCUUUCCUCAGACCUAUGAAGUUCAGAUGAUCACAGUAAGACACAAGGAGCGGAAAUGAUUGGGAAAAUACACCAUCCCAUCAUCUGAUGAAUAGAAGGUGCUCAGUACCAGGUUGAAUCUGGGAUUCUGAGUUUAUUUCAAUUAACUCAAAGUUGAUACUUCUCUAAACUUUAAUUUCUUUAACAGGUAACGUAAAAAUCUACUUUCUAAGGGGGAAAGCUUACGCAGAGGUAUGGAACAAAGCAGAAACAACAGCAGACUUUCCCCUUCUCAAAACUUUAAUUGUCUGUCAUCUUAAUCCAAUUAUCCAGGUAAUACAGAAUACGAGAUACAUUUAAAUGUAUUCUAAACUAAAAAAUCUUAGCCAGAUGUAUGAAUUUUACCGGAUUGAAAUUAUAUAGUCUCUUGAUAUAUGAAGAGGGCUAAAAAAUGCAAAUUUGUAGAAUAAUGCUCAUGCGUAACCAGGUUACUUCAUGGGAUUUGUAGGAAAUUCUCCACUUUGAAUAAUGGUAUGAGCUGAGUUUAAUUCUGUCAAUUGUCUGUGUCUUUAUAAACCUUACAGAAGCAAAUAGACUUGAACAUUAAAAUCCUCAAUCAACCCAUGAGGAGUUUUUGCAUGCUCUGCCUUCAUGGAAGUCACAAUAUUGUUAUUUAAUUAGUUUUAAAAGCAUAGGUCAUGUGGUUAACAGAAACAAUUCAGACCUAAGAAUCACAUUCUGCGACAUGUGCAUAAAACAGAGAAAACACACCUUAUUGACACACCUCUUUGAUGAAGGGUCUAGGCCCGAAACGUCAGCUUUUGUGCUCCUGAGAUGCUGCUGGGCCUGCUGUGUUCAUCCAGCCUCACAUUUUAUUAUUGAGAAGAAGGAAUGUUUAACCACUCUGAAAUGAAAUGUCUGACUCUGGUCAAGCCUUGCAGGCCAAGUCAAAUGUGGCAUUCAAUAACGACCAAUCCAUGGUCAAGUAACUGCUGCUGAGGUUAUAUGAUCCCAAAUGGAAAAAGAAGAUACUUGUGACCAAUGUCACAGGAGAUCAACAAAGAUUAUUGUUCACAUUUAAACUGGCUGAUGUCUGAAAAGAUAAAUAGUGUAUGUUUGCACGAUUACCUUCCAAUUACUAUGGGAAUGAAGCCUGCUUUUAUUUGAGGUUUUUGUGCCUAUAAAAGCAGGUGCAUUCUCUAUGUGCAGUAAAAAAUGUCUACUUUAUUUAUUUAACUUUGUUUAUUACAGUAGAGCUAUUUCAGUUCAGAAAAUAAACAAGGACAUAUUCCUUAGAGCUGUCAGGACUGUGCGUUUACUGUAUUAGUUUGUACCUAUUGGCAAUGUAAUGUGGGAAGUUCUUCAUUUACACUCAGAGUGAUAUCAAAUAAUAAAUGUAUCUGUUGGUGA
This is a messenger RNA of Stegostoma tigrinum, 3421 nucleotides long. RefSeq names its product aryl hydrocarbon receptor interacting protein-like 1 (gene aipl1). The transcript has 6 exons. Bases 95 to 1084 code for a protein of 329 amino acids. The record is from RefSeq and is a predicted model, not a curated record. NCBI's taxonomy places the organism in Eukaryota, Metazoa, Chordata, Chondrichthyes, Orectolobiformes, Stegostomatidae. Gene Ontology annotation, molecular function: protein binding; peptidyl-prolyl cis-trans isomerase activity.